Molecule: messenger RNA, 707 nt
Organism: Quercus robur (English oak)
Lineage: Eukaryota; Viridiplantae; Streptophyta; Magnoliopsida; Fagales; Fagaceae
Exons: 2
Coding region: 21-611 (196 amino acids)
Source: RefSeq, a predicted model, not a curated record
CUCUCUUUCACAUUGAAUCCAUGGCUUCUCUGAUCAAUCUUAGCCUGUUCCUGUUUGUACUUUUCCAUGCCAUUGUUUUGCUUUCUCACCCAGUUUACUGUGAUGAGGACGAAGACAAUCUUCUUCAGGGCAUUAACAGUUACCGGAACUCAUUAAACCGUCCAGCCCUCAUUAAAAACGAAAAAGCAGAUUGCCUUGCCGAUGAAAUUGCUAAUGAGUUGGAGGAUGAGCCUUGCACCAGCCCCACCAAUGGUGCCACCAUUAAGCCAAGCUCCACUACUCAACUUCCUGACAUUCCCAAGCACUUCAAGAAGUGCAAAAUUGAUGUCAACACCACAGUAGAUGGGAUCAUCUUGCCAGUUUGUGUGCCCAAAUUGGUUCCAACUCUUGUGCUUACUAACUAUACACGAACUGCAAAUGCCAAGUACAUAAACAGUUCAAAGUACACCGGAGCUGGGUUUGGUGCUGAGGAUGAUUGGAUGGUGACUGUUUUGGGCACAAACACCACGGGUGGAAGUUUUUCUAGUGCCAUCUCUUUGGUUUCAGAGGUUGGUUUGGGUCAUUGCCUAAUGUCUUUGUUCUUGGGGUUGUUCUUUAUUGUAGUGAGCUAAGGUGUUCUGUCUCUCUCACAUUGUGUGUGCUUAUGUAGAAUUUAGUUGUGUAAGCUUUGUGAAUUUGGGCUUGUUCCAUUCUCUUUGACAUCUUCU